Molecule: messenger RNA, 939 nt
Organism: Dracunculus medinensis (Guinea worm)
Lineage: Eukaryota; Metazoa; Nematoda; Chromadorea; Rhabditida; Dracunculidae
Source: the annotation of a GenBank genome assembly
AUGAAAACAACAUUUAUAACUAUAGUAAUAAUUUUAACAAUUACUUUAUGUGAUACGAAGGAAACGAAUUCGGUUAGGAAACUGCUGAAAAGAAGGAAGAACGAGAAUCGAGCGACACCGAUUAUACUGUGGCAUGGCAUGGGUGACAAUUGCUGCGAUCCACUCAGCAUUGGUCGAAUCAAAAAGCUUCUUGAAAAAGAAAUUCGAGGAGUUUAUGUUCAUUCAAUAAUGAUUGGUGAUAAUGUUGUUUCGGAUACCACAUAUGGGUACUUUGGUAAUGUUAAUAAUCAAAUUUCGGAAGUUUGUCAGCAAAUUGGCAAUGUUGUGGAAUUGAAAAAUGGUUAUAAUGCUAUAGGAUUUUCACAAGGAGCACAGUUCCUUCGUGGAUUGGUUGAACGGUGCCCCUCACCUCCAAUGAAGAAUUUAAUAUCAGUUGGUGGACAACAGCAAGGUGUUUAUGGUAUUCCAUAUUGCCCUCCAAAAGAUUUUUUAUGUGAAAAAAUGAGGCAGUUAAUUGAUCUUGGUGCUUAUACUUGGUUUAUACAGAGCACAUUGGUUCAAGCUCAGUAUUGGCAUGAUUCCCUCAACGAAAAUGAAUAUCAGACGAAAAGCAUUUUCUUAGCUGAUAUCAAUAAUGAAAAAGCUAUUAAUGAAGACUACAAAAAAAAUCUCAAUAUGCUGGAAAACUUCGUACUUGUAAAAUUUUCAAACGAUUCGAUGGUUAAGCCGGUUGAAAGUGAAUGGUUUGGAUUUUAUGAGCCAAACAGUGUAUCGAAAAUUUUAGAAAUGGAAGAAACUCGACUUUAUAGAGAGGACAGAAUAGGUUUGAAAAAAAUGAAGAACGAUGGAAAACUACACUUCUUAUUGCUUAAUGGCGAUCAUCUACAAAUUCCUGACUCUGUUUUCGUUUCUGAAAUUAUUGAAAAAUUUUUAAAGUGA